Messenger RNA from Pochonia chlamydosporia 170, 2898 nucleotides. Its product is annotated as acetylglutamate synthase. The transcript is spliced from 8 exons. Bases 1 to 2898 code for a protein of 965 amino acids. Lineage: Eukaryota; Fungi; Ascomycota; Sordariomycetes; Hypocreales; Clavicipitaceae. Gene Ontology annotation, biological process: L-arginine biosynthetic process. Gene Ontology annotation, molecular function: protein binding; arginine binding; L-glutamate N-acetyltransferase activity, acting on acetyl-CoA as donor. The record is from RefSeq and is a predicted model, not a curated record. Gene Ontology annotation, cellular component: mitochondrial matrix; cytoplasm.
AUGAAGACUCACUCUUUGAUUCAAACCCUCGGUUGGCAUCAUCACGCUGGCCGUUACAAGCGACCUUGUCCGGUUGGUGUGGAAUCAAACCGAAUGUACCUCCGCCGUGAGCGUGACUCUCCCCGCUGGUUAUCAACACCCUCAGCAUCCCGAGCAAAGAAACAAGCGCUUGACAGAGAUGUCAUUGUCUCCGUCCUCGAGGCCUCAGCCACGCGGCGAGAUGCAAAGGGGUAUCUUCAGAAAUAUGCGUCAAAAAACCCCAACUCUUUAGAGCCCGUCAUGAACAGUGUGAAGGACCAGCAGGCUAAAGAAACUGAGGUGGACAAUGCUGAACCCAUCAACGCCGCUAUUGUCAAACUGCAAUUGCCUCAGGAAUUAUCGCCAGAAACUCUCUAUGGGAUUGCAAAAACUUUAUCGCAGCUCCGUACCCUUGGGCUGCUUGCGCUUGUGGUUGUGGAUUGUGGCGAUGAAGCUGACCGGCAAAUAUUUGACAACGAGGCCCUGCGGCUUUGCGAAGCUGUCGACUCGUUUGGGAGCCCCGGUGCGAAGCUGGCCGACCAUGUGUUUCUCAAAGGGGGCUCUGAUGGGCAUGCCUCUGUGACAUCCAAAUUUUGCGAUGACAUGCGAGUUGAUGAUCAGUAUCUAUUAAGGCGAGCGCUACAGCAUGGUAUGGUCACCGUGAUUCCAUCUUUGGCCAGACAAGAUGAGAUAUCCUCUCGCACACCUGCAGAUUCGAACAAGGCGACUAUUGCGCUGGCCAAAUUCUUAGCCGGUCUGCAACUGGAUAGCGAAAACAGUGAUAUGAUUGAAGGGACAACGCCUCCACGCCCAACAAGAAUUGCCUCUGUUGAACGAAUCAUCAUCCUGGAUCCAGUUGGCGGGACGCCCAUGGCCCGACACCCUGAGGUUUCCCAUAGGUUCAUAAACCUAGAGCAAGAGUAUGACGACCUGAUUGGCAGUCUAAAGGCCAACGAAUGCAAAAUUCACUUUGGGGAUGUGCAGAGACAUAUUGCGAACCUGAGCCUAGCCAGGGAAGCACUCUCCAUUCUGCCGCCGACUUCUUCAGCCCUUAUUACUACCCCCUUUGCGGCUGCUAAUGCAAGACCCAGUACGGUGUCCCAUCUAGCUGUCCGUGCAAUAGGAUCCCCUCCCUUUGGUCUUGAUGGCAUGGUUACAACCAGAAGGCAGAAGAACCCCCUUCUGCACAACCUGUUGACAGAUCGCCCUGCCUUUUCCCCGUCGUUACCUCUUCAAAGAAUUCACGAUGAGGAACGAGGUUGUCUGCAAAGCGCAGCGUCUGGAUCCGCUACAUUAGUAAAAAAAGGCAUGCCUGUGACAGUAUAUCCAGAUCCCAAGAUACACAGAUGGCGACCCCCAAAACCUGGUUGCUCUCGUUUUCGGCUCACCGACAACUCCAUAGAUCUUCCACGACUGAUUUAUCUUAUCGAAGACUCCUUUAAUCGCAAACUUGAUGCGCGACAUUACUUGGCAAGGGUCAACGACAACCUGGCAGGCAUUAUCAUUGCUGGUGAAUAUGAAGGUUGCGCUAUUUUGACUUGGGAACGCCCUGCCGACGUUGACGAGCAAACCGCCCAUGAUACUGGCCGACUAGUUCCAUAUCUUGACAAGUUCGCAGUCUUGAAGAAUCGCCAAGGAAGCAGUGGAGUCGCAGAUAUAGUCUUCAACUCAAUGGUGCAAGACUGCUUCCCUGAAGGGGUUUGUUGGAGGAGCCGGAAGAAUAACCCUGUCAAUAAGUGGUAUUUUGAACGAUCUACCGGAACUUGCAAGCUUCCAGACUCUAACUGGACCAUGUUUUGGACGACACUUGGCCUGGGAAGUCGACAUUCAACCUUGCAAGACUACGAGUCGUUGAAAAACAUCCCGUCAGCUUGUCGAACGAGUCCCCAUAUCCUCAUCAGUGCUUUCAAGAUGGAUUUCAAAAGUUUUGGCAAGAACCUCUCCGAUUUUGGAGCGCAAAUCACGCCUUUUGCGUCGCGCACCUUUCAGUUCACCAAGGAACAAUUUGGCCAGGCUGAAGACAAGACCCAGCUCCCACCGGACUAUAUCGACCUUGAGAAGAAGGUAGAUGCCUUAAAGCAGGCUCAUCAAAAGAUGCUCGCCGUAACUUCGCAAUACUCGAACGAAGCCUACGACUACCCGCCUAACAUUAAGGAGACAUUCCAAGACCUUGGGCGUACUGUGAGCGAAAAGGUUUCUCUACUUUCCUCCGCAACUACCACGGCAGAGGCACAAGCCGCUUUGGUUGCGCCGCCGAGCGCCAAGCCGCAGCCCAAGACCUUCAGCCAUGCCGUUGCUCGCGCCAGUUUAGCAAGCAGCCAGCUUCUGCACCAAAACCACACCGGGGCCGGUGAAGAUCAAUUGGCCACUGCACUUGAGAAGUAUGCCAUCACGAUGGAGCGAGUAGGUGAAGCUCGUCUGUCGCAAGAUUCCCAAAUCCAGAGCAGUUUUCUUGCUGGCUGGAAUACGACCCUAAACACGAACCUCAACUUCGCUACCCGCGCGAGGAAGAAUGUGGAGAGAUCAAGGCUCUCUCUUGAUGCGGUCAAGGCUCAUGCCAAGGGGACCACCUUCAAGCUCGGCGGGCAUGGUGCAGGUCGCCCUGAGCAGCAUGACGAGCAGGAGCUUAGCCCCGAAGCCCAAGAGGAAAUUGAGAAAGCAGAGGACGAAUUUGUGACACAGACCGAAGAAGCUGUCGGAGUCAUGAAGAAUGUCCUCGAUUCUCCCGAGCCGCUUCGAAACUUGUCCGAGCUGAUUGCUGCUCAAAUCGAAUACCACAAGAAGGCAUACGAGGUCCUCAGUGAGCUUGCUCCCGUAGUUGAUGGUCUGCAGACUGAGCAAGAAGCUAGCUACCGAAAGAGUCGUGAAGAGGCGUCCUGA